Haliotis rufescens (red abalone) is the source of this 3384-nucleotide messenger RNA. RefSeq names its product mucin-6-like. The record is from RefSeq and is a predicted model, not a curated record. Lineage: Eukaryota; Metazoa; Mollusca; Gastropoda; Lepetellida; Haliotidae. Bases 1 to 3384 code for a protein of 1127 amino acids. The transcript has 2 exons.
AUGUGCUGGUUCCGACUGCCACUGACGGCAAGUGCAUCAGCCUACAUCCACCAUCGGCCUACAUCCGGCUUCACCCUACAUCCGCGAUCACACCACAUACAGCAUCACUCCACAUCCGGCAUCACCCUACAUCCAGCUUCACCCCAUAACCAGCAUCACUCCACAUCCGGCAUCACCCUACAUCCAGCAUCACCCCAUAUCCAGCAUCACUCCACAUCCGGCAUCACCCAAUAUCCAGCAUCGGUCAACAUCCGGCAUCACCCUACAUCCGGCUUCACCCUACAUCCGCGAUCACACCACAUACAGCAUCACCCCACAUCCGGCAUCACCCAAUAUCCAGCAUCACUCCACAUCCGGCAUCUACCAAUAUCCAGCAUCACUCAACAUCCGGCAUCACCCUACAUCCGGCAUCACCCCACAUCCAGCAUCACACCAUAUCCAGCAUCACCCCAUAUCCAGCAUCACUCCACAUCCGGCAUCACCCAAUAUCCAGCAUCACUCAACAUCCGGCAACACACCAUAUCCGGCAUCACCCCACAUCCAGCAUCACACCAUAUCCAGCAUCACCCCAUAUCCAGCAUCACUCCACAUUCGGCAUCACCCAAUAUCCAGCAUCACUCAACAUCCGGCAUCACCCUACAUCCGGCAUCACCCCACAUCCAGCAUCACACCAUAUCCAGCAUCACCCCAUAUCCAGCAUCACCCCACAUCCGGCAUCACCCAAUAUCCAGCAUCACUCCACAUCCGGCAUCACCCAAUAUCCAGCAUCACUCCACAUCCGGCAUCACCCAAUAUCCAGCAUCACUCCACAUCCGGCAUCACCCCACAUCCGGCAUCACCCCACAUCCGGCAUCACCCAAUAUCCAGCAUCACACCAUAUCCAGCAUCACCCCAUAUCAAGCAUCACCCCACAACCGGCAUCACCCAAUAUCCGGCAACACUCCACAUCCGGCAUCACCCCAUAUCCAGCAUCACUCCACAUCCGGCAUCACACCAUAUCCAGCAUCACCCCAUAUCCAGCAUCACUCCACAUCCGGCAUCACCCAAUAUCCAGCAUCACUCAACAUCCGGCAUCACCCUACAUCCGGCAUCACCCCACAUCCAGCAUCACACCAUAUCCAGCAUCACCCCGUAUCCAGCAUCACCCCACAUCCGGCAUCACCCAAUAUCCAGCAUCACUCCACAUCCGGCAUCACCCAAUAUCCAGCAUCACUCCACAUCCGACAUCACCCAAUAUCCAGCAUCACUCCACAUCCGGCAUCACCCCACAUCCAGCAUCACCCCACAUCCAGCAUCACUCCACAUCCGGCAUCACCCCAUAUCCAGCAUCACCCCAUACCCAGCAUCACCCCAAAUCCAGCAUCACCCCAUAUCCAGCAUCACCCCACAUCCGGCAUCACCCAAUAUCCAGCAUCACACCAUAUCCAGCAUCACCCCAUAUCCAGCAUCACCCCACAUUCGGCAUCACCCAAUAUCCGGCAUCACUCCACAUCCGGCAUCACCCCAUAUCCAGCAUCACUCCACAUCCGGCAUCACCCCAUAUCCAGCAUCACUCCACAUCCGGCAUCACCCCAUAUCCAGCAUCACCCCAUACCCAGCAUCACCCCAUAUCCAGCAUCACCCAAUAUCCAGCAUCACCCCACAUCCGGCAUCACCCAAUAUCCAGCAUCACUCCACAUCCGGCAUCACCCCAUAUCCAGCAUCACUCUACAUCCGGCAUCACCCCAUAUCCAGCAUCAGUCAACAUCCAGCAUCACCCCAUAUCCAGCAUCACCCCAUACCCAGCAUCACUCCACAUCCGGAAUCACCCAAUAUCCAGCAUCACCCCAUCAACAGCAUCACUCAACAUCCGGCAUCACCCUGCAUCCGGCAUCACACCACAUCUGGCAUCAAACCACAUCUGGCAUCACCAUACAUCUUGAAUCACACCACAUCCGGCAUCAAACCACAUCUGGCAUAACCCUACAUCUUGAAUCACACCACAUCCGGCAUCACCCCACAUCCGGUAUCACCCUACAUCCGGCAUCACACCACAUCUGGUAUACUCCUACAUCCGGCAUCACCCCACAUCCGGUAUCACCCUACAUCCGGCAUCACACCACAUCUGGUAUACUCCUACAUCCGGCAUCACCCCACAUCCGGUAUCACCCUACAUCCGGCAUCACACCACAUCUGGUAUACUCCUACAUCCAGCAUCACUCCACAUCCGGCAUCACCCAAUAUCCAGCAUCACUCCACAUCCGGCAUCACCCAAUAUCCAGCAUCACUCCACAUCCGGCAUCACCCAACAUCCGGCAUCACCCCACAUCCGGCAUCACCCAAUAUCCAGCAUCACACCAUAUCCAGCAUCACCCCAUAUCAAGCAUCACCCCACAACCGGCAUCACCCAAUAUCCGGCAACACUCCACAUCCGGCAUCACCCCAUAUCCAGCAUCACUCCACAUCCGGCAUCACACCAUAUCCAGCAUCACCCCAUAUCCAGCAUCACUCCACAUCCGGCAUCACCCAAUAUCCAGCAUCACUCAACAUCCGGCAUCACCCUACAUCCGGCAUCACCCCACAUCCAGCAUCACACCAUAUCCAGCAUCACCCCGUAUCCAGCAUCACCCCACAUCCGGCAUCACCCAAUAUCCAGCAUCACUCCACAUCCGGCAUCACCCAAUAUCCAGCAUCACUCCACAUCCGACAUCACCCAAUAUCCAGCAUCACUCCACAUCCGGCAUCACCCCACAUCCAGCAUCACCCCACAUCCAGCAUCACUCCACAUCCGGCAUCACCCCAUAUCCAGCAUCACCCCAUACCCAGCAUCACCCCAAAUCCAGCAUCACCCCAUAUCCAGCAUCACCCCACAUCCGGCAUCACCCAAUAUCCAGCAUCACACCAUAUCCAGCAUCACCCCAUAUCCAGCAUCACCCCACAUUCGGCAUCACCCAAUAUCCGGCAUCACUCCACAUCCGGCAUCACCCCAUAUCCAGCAUCACUCCACAUCCGGCAUCACCCCAUAUCCAGCAUCACUCCACAUCCGGCAUCACCCCAUAUCCAGCAUCACCCCAUACCCAGCAUCACCCCAUAUCCAGCAUCACCCAAUAUCCAGCAUCACCCCACAUCCGGCAUCACCCAAUAUCCAGCAUCACUCCACAUCCGGCAUCACCCCAUAUCCAGCAUCACUCUACAUCCGGCAUCACCCCAUAUCCAGCAUCAGUCAACAUCCAGCAUCACCCCAUAUCCAGCAUCACCCCAUACCCAGCAUCACUCCACAUCCGGAAUCACCCAAUAUCCAGCAUCACCCCAUCAACAGCAUCACUCAACAUCCGGCAUCACCCUGCAUCCGGCAUCACACCACAUCUGGCAUCAAACCACAUCUGGCAUCACCAUACAUCUUGA